Messenger RNA from Aaosphaeria arxii CBS 175.79, 1437 nucleotides. RefSeq names its product MFS general substrate transporter. Gene Ontology annotation, molecular function: transmembrane transporter activity. Lineage: Eukaryota; Fungi; Ascomycota; Dothideomycetes; Pleosporales. The transcript has 3 exons. Gene Ontology annotation, cellular component: fungal-type vacuole membrane. The record is from RefSeq and is a predicted model, not a curated record. The coding region runs from base 1 to 1437 and encodes 478 amino acids. Gene Ontology annotation, biological process: transmembrane transport.
AUGGCGGAAACAUCGAUGCGCAACGAACAUAGUAGCGCGACUCAGCACUCGCAAGGACUGGAUGAUGGAAAUUCAUCAAUUCACGACGAGACUGUCAAACGGGAAGCACCUGAACCACCGAAUGGAGGAGUUAAAGCCUAUCUGAAGAUUUUUGGUGGCUUUCUCGUCCUCUUUAUAACCCUCGGGGUAGCCUCAACGUUCGGUUCAUACCAGGCAUACUAUGAAUCCGAUCUCCUUAGCUCGCAUUCCUCAUCAACUAUCUCCUGGAUCGGAACGACACAAGUGUUUUUGCAAAGUUUUGCAGGAUUAUUCUCCGGCGCAUUUUACGAUGCCGGCUAUGCUACAACCUCCCUCGCCAUUGGUAUGCCACUGCUGGUGCUUGGCCAGAUGAUGUUGAGUUUGUCUCGCGUGUAUUGGCACAUAAUGCUGUCUCAAGGCUUGUGUAUUGGCAUUGGAAGUGGCCUCAUCUACGUCCCAGCCGUCUCCAUUGUGGCAAGUCAGUUCACGACGAAACGAACGAUCGCACUUGGGUUCACGGCAACUGGAUCCGCUGUCGGAGGCAUAAUUCUACCCAUCAUGUUUCGUAAACUUCUACCAAUGGUUGGAUUCGGCUGGACCAAUCGAGCAAUUGGACUUGUUACUCUGAUUCUUGCCUCAACGGCCUUUAUCCUGUUAACAGAUAUUUCUUGGUCGUCUCUCUUCCACUUCCGUAACCAGGACAUGGCGUCCGUCGAGGUAGAGGAAAAAGAGCCAACUACCUCUGAUCAACCAUCUCCCUUUCGGUUCACCCGGAAAUGCAUGGCAGAUCUACUUGCAAAUCUCGGCGGUCGCUCAUAUCUCUUUCUUUGCAUGGGCGUCUUCUUCGUCUUUCUCGGAUUCUGGGUUCCCUAUUUUUACAUCGUCCCAUUCGCUUCGCGCUCCCUCAAGACUUCCUCCGAAUACUCUUUCUAUCUCCUAUCGAUCCUCAAUGCCGGCAGUAUCCUAGGCCGAGUGCUACCCACCUUUCUGGACCGCAUCAUUGGAUCGGCUGCGAUAUUGUUAGGCGGUGCUACAAUACUGAGUGCGAUCAUUUUCGCCUGGCUCGGAGUGCACGACAUACCUGGAAUUACUCUGUGGUGCUUUUUUGUCGGAUUCGCGUCGGGAAUCGUGGUGUCCAUCCCCAACGCCGUGGCAUCCCGUUUGUCGGAGCCUUGCAACGUGGGAUUGCGGAUCGGAUUCAUGUGGACUGCUGGUGCCUUUGCUGAGUUGAUCGGUGCUCCUAUAGCUGGUGCUUUGGUGCAGACAACAGGUCCGGAGAAAGAGAAUGUCAACUACUUCGGCGGACAAGUUUUCGGCGGUGCGAGUAUUGCUUUGGGCGCUGUGCUGCUAAUUGUGCCUGCUUGGUCGACUUUCAAAGAGGAUAGAGCAAAGAUGAAGAAAUCGACUGAAGCCAGCUGA